Molecule: messenger RNA, 6936 nt
Organism: Linepithema humile (Argentine ant)
Lineage: Eukaryota; Metazoa; Arthropoda; Insecta; Hymenoptera; Formicidae
Gene: Dab
Product: DAB adaptor protein
Cellular component (GO): cytoplasm
Source: RefSeq, a predicted model, not a curated record
UUUAUCAAUUUCGCUAAAUAGACGUAAUUCUGAGAGAACAUUUGCCAAGUUUGCAAAUUUAAAAGACGCUAAUUUAUACGUACUAUUUAAAAAAAAAAAUUGUCUUCCUGUAAAUGUAAUCAAAAUGAACGUAUCGGGAUGUAAACCUUCUUUUGCAGGCAUUGGCUAAAGAGACAAGAGGAAAGAAUUCAAAUUUCCGUGAAGAAGAACUCACGAAAUGUGUUAUUCAGCCAAGAAGUGGGUUAUUCAGAAAAAUAUACACAUCAGUCUCAUUUAUGGAAGUUUCAUUAGCACAUUAUAAAGCCGGUUGCACGGUCGGGAUGUCAGGAUGUCCCCGCUCCGAAAAGGCGAGCGAUGUCGCUCGCGGGAAAGCAGCUCGCUCGCGGGAAAGCGAGGCGGGAGCGGCCCGGAGCGACGACACCGGGUACUAGAACAGGCACGGCAGGCAGGCAGGCGGUGUGGCGGCGGUGUAUAUUAUUGAUCAAUAAAAGCGGGCUAGCAUGGGCGACCCAUGCCGGCGGCGGCGGCGGCUGCGACGGCGGCACGGCGGAGAGGCAGCUGUCAUUUCCUCCGCGUUUUUACGUCGCGCGCGCGGAUACACGCGCUCGCCGCGGCGCGCGCGGAAUCGUGUCCCCGGGUGCCAAGGCAGCGGCGCGCGGACGUCCUCGCGAUCCUGCUGUUCGCGCCGCACGAUCCCGGCGGUAACGGUCGCGUCGGAGUGCGUGGAAGUGAAGAUCGCGCGUUCCCGACAGUAGUCGGGUCGGCCGACGUCGACGACGUGCGCCGUGGAAGCCCCGUUAAUACGCGCCACCAGUCUCGAGAGCGCUUACGCCUCGGAAAAUACACGCCGCGAAGGGUGAGACGCCGGCGCGGGGGGAGGGGGGUUAAUAGUGCGAGAGGGGAACGAGAAAGGAGAGAGUGUGAGAAAGAGAAAGAGAGAGAGAAGGAGCAAACGGCCGGAGGGUGAGCGCGCAGCGGAGAGGGGACGGGGAGAAAGAGAGAGAGAGGAGGGGAGUGAGACGGGGAGAGACCGACGUGCUGGCCGACAUGUGUUGUCCGUGCUGAGGGUUCGCAUCCCCGACUGUGUGCCCUGACAUUCGAGGGUGCGCCUUGACGAAAGGCGAGAGACCGGCUGGCUCUUCGCCGGCGAGGGGGUGGGCGAGAAACGCAGGCGGUGAGAAGGAAAAUUUUGUGUCGCCUCCCCCGUGUCAUCCUCGGGGCUCUCUCGCCGUCGUCUACGCGGGACCACCGAUGCAGACCUUACGGAAAAAAAACAGUCCGUGCAAGUUCAAGAACGACCCAACCCGCUUUCUUGGGGAGGGCGUGUCGUUCAAGGCAAAACUGAUCGGCAUUUUGGAGGUAUCGGAAGCACGCGGCGAUCGGAUGUGCCAAGCGGCCUUGGCUGACCUGAAGAUGGCGAUUCGCGCCGCCGGUGAGCACAAGCAACGAAUCGCCGUUCAGGUCAGCAUAGACGGGCUUCGUUUGCGGGACGAAAAGACGGGGGACUGCCUGUACCACCAUCCGGUGCAUAAGAUAUCAUUUAUUGCUCAAGACAUGAGCGAUUCGAGAGCUUUCGGAUAUAUUUUCGGAUCACCGGAUACCGGACACCGGUUCUUCGGCAUUAAGACUGAUAAGGCGGCGAGUCAAGUGGUGAUAGCGAUGCGAGACCUGUUCCAAGUAGUGUUUGAGCUGAAGAAAAAAGAGAUCGAGCUGGCGAAGCAGCACAUAGAGCAGAAUGCCAUUAACGCGAUUAAAUUCCACACUGGCGGUAUUUUCGUUGAGCCAGCACCCGACACCAAGGGCGCAGCGGGCACCGAGUCCUCGUUUCAUCGAAUUCGCACGACUAACUGCGAGGUUGACAAGUCCGCCGAUCGCAAGAACGAGUCGCAAAGCGGCGUGAUCGCAGAUUUGCUGGAUCUGCAGUUCGAACUGAACUCGCUGCAGCAGGGAAUUCAUCAGAUGGACAAGAUCACUCCGGAAAAUCCCGUGCCGUCUACAGAAGAUAUGUUCGAGACCGAUCCGUUUGGUGAUUCUUUCGCUAAUAUGAAGCUUCAGGACACAGUUCGUCCGAUUUUGCCACCACCGCCCUCCUCGACGAAGCGAGGACACUUGGAGCGACAGCACACUGUGCCGGCACCACCUGCAUCGAGCUCUUCCAGCCCGGCGACGAUAGUCAGUAAAACACCGCCUCCGCAGAGCACGAUGCAUUGGUUCGACAAGGAAACCGAAAAUCUCUUCACCGACAACGAAUUGGCGAAUCUGAAUACGAAUUCUACGAAGAAAGAGCAGGAGGACAGCUCGGUGGAAACUACACCACGCAAUACUCAAACGAAGAGUCCGCAGAUCGACGUGUUCACGGAACUAGAUCCCCUCGGCACCGGUCUGAUCAAGCCUUACGUGGACAAGAAGGACUUCUUCCAGCAUCUGAAGAACCCGCCGAAGAAGGUCCUCAAAGAUCUCGUGUCCACGAGUUCGAGUGACAGCUUUCCGACAAACUUCAACGUCACGACCAGCACGGAAGGCGGGGAGUCGACCAAGCAGAACGAAAUGUCGUCGAGGGACAGCGAGGACAGCAACUUCGCCAACUUUGAUCGAUUCGAUGAGAACGAGGCGAGCCAGGCGCCCGUACAGCGGAUCGAUUCGCCGCCGAAGAAGGAGACCGCGCGAGCGAUCCAUCAUCAGCCGCUCUCGGUAUCGUUGCCGCCGGAAGAGACGACGAUCAAAGGACAGGUGACGCCAACCACUUCCGCCUCGAGCGGAAGCGCGACGCUUCGCAGCAUGGAGCGCGAUUCCACGGAAUCCGCGCAAGCGAUGGUGAAACUGCCGAGCCCGAAGAAGUACCUGCAGUCCGUGCGCAAGCGGGAUUUCGACAUCGACCUGCCGGCCGGCAAGGCGGCCGCGCAGUCCACCGAGUCCGGCAAGCCGUUUCCGGUGGAUUUCACAGCGGCGAACGAGUCGCCGGCGUCGCCGCUGCGCUCCUGCUCGUCGGACGCGAACUCACGCCUGUCCAGCUCGAGCGCGGAGCUCGAUCUGGUGCCGGAGCCGCCUCCGCGCGGCGCCGGCAGCGUCCUCAUCAAUCCGCCGCCGUUGCCACCGAAGAAACAGAGCGUGCGGGGAGGCGCGAGACCGCCGCCGAGGCCACCGCACACGGAGAGCCACUUUCAGUACGAUUUUCCGCAGCGCGAGACCUCGCCGUCGCCCACCAGGGUGGCCAGAGACAGAAACAAGAGCCCGCCGAGAGACGCGAAGGGCCAUCAGUUCGACGACAAUUUCAGUCCACCGCCGCAGAUGCCCGCCAGAUCCGACUUCGCGGCCGCGACGACCACCGCCGCGUUUGAGGAUUCCUUCAGCGCGAUGAUGCCGCCCGCGACCACGUUGUCGUCGAUGACGUUCACAAGCGGCGCCGCCGUCCCGGCGGCCGAUUCCAAGCGGACGAAGCCGUCGCUCGACAUCACGCUCAGCCAGCUGACGUCGUCCUGGACGAAUCUGGACGAGUUGGCGUCCAGCCUCGGCAUAACCGUUCAGCAGCUGGCGAGUUUGACGCUGACGCAGCUCACGCAAUGCCUGGCGACUCUGUCGGCGAAGGAAGCCGCGGUCGGCGACGCGCAGGAGAGCGCCGAUCCGACGACGACGAAGGAGCAAGCGGCGACAGCGUCCAAGUCCGCGAUCUCGUCGCUGUCGUCGCUGGCGUCGAAGCCGCUCGAGACGGCGAUCGGCUCGAGCUCGACUUCUUCUUUCGUACGCUCGGAUUCUUUCAAAGCGAACAAUUAUGAAGCACCGGAAUCGCAGCAGGAUCCCGCGUACGACAAGUAUGCCGUUUUCCGCGAGCUGUUGGAGAUGGAGCAGAUGGAGCGGAAGGACGAGACGAAGGCGGAGGAAACGGACGAGGGGGAGGAGGCGCACGACGAAGGCGCGCCGGAUCGCGACGCGGCGGAGAUUCAAUCGGAACUGCGAGCCAGCGAGAGCGCUUCGGACUCUCUCGCCUCGCUCGUGAAUCUCACCGUCAAACUGCCGUCCAGGAGCGAGGACCUGUUAAAGGAAGACGCGAAAUUUGACGAAACGCUGAAUAACUCCCUCGCGAGUUUGACGGAGAGGGAGAGGUCGCUGGAUAUCGAAGAGAGGGACGCUGAGAAGGAGAGCGAGACGAUAGCGGACGCGGACAUCACGUCCGACUCGUCCACCGUGCAACAGACAGAGAUCGACGCCGAGGACGACACGGAGAGAACGCAGACCAUCAUGGAAACGGAGGAGAGGGCGGAGAAUUCCGAGAGGGGCAGCGACGUCAACGGCACGCUGUCCGACAGAGUCGGCUCGGACAUUCUCAACGACGAGACGAACGGCUCGUCCGUGGCGGAGAGGUCCUCCGCGGAGGUGAAAUCCUCCACGUCGACGUCGAGCGACCGAUACGCCGCUCUGCGCGAGAUCAUCGGCGAGCCGGAGCCAACGCCGAUCCCGAGACGGGACGACGAGGAGACGACCAGUCCCGCGACUCGCGCGUCGCCGGUCAUUCAGCCUUCGCAGCAGCAGCAGCAGCAGCAGCAGUCGAGGAGUCUGGCCGAGGUGGAGCUGCUGAAUCUGUUCGCCGACAAUCUGCCGGCGUCGUCGAGCCCGAAUAUCGCAGCGAAGAAGGAGCCGAGCACCGAUUUGAAAGCCGUGGCGAUGGACAUCUUCGAGGAGAUCAAGAUGCUCAACACCGGCACGCAUCGCGCGAAGGAGACGAAGCCGCCGCCGUCCACGGGUUUCGAGGACAUGUUCUGCCCGUUCGUGGAAACGACGACGCGAUCGGACAAGGACGACGGUAAGGAGGACGGCAAUUGGGCCAAGUUCGACACCAGCAUCUUCGCCUCGUCCGAUCGCUCGUCUUGCGAGGGCCAGCCGUCGAUAGGCGGCACGUCGCCGUGGUCGCCCGACGGCAAGGACUUUCACCGGGAGGUGCCGUUCAAAGGUGGCGGCGGGUACCGGCACUCAGCCGACAGCGACAACGAAUGGAAGGACGAGGAGGAGAGCGAGGAGAGCAACGGUCGGGGGGUGCGCGGGGACGGCAGAUUCUGGUCGGGCGGGCGGCACGCGAGGUUCGACGCGCCCGGCUUCGAGGAUCGGUCGUUCUACGAGGGCGAGAAGCGCGACCGCAGCCUCCGCGAGAGGAUGGGCAGGAAAUCAUCCGUACGCCCGUCGGCGUGCCUUGGGCGAAAACCGCCGGUGGAAGCGGCGGCGGCGGCGGCAGCGGCGGCGGCGGCGGCGGCGGCGGCGGUCCGACCGCGCGAUCCGUCGCCGUGGCACGAGGAGGGCCAGUGGGAGGACGAGGGCCCGAGGAGAUAUCCGUCGCACCGGAAGGUGCAGCCGCCGUACAAGGACGACGACGAUCAGUACGAGGCGCACUGGAAGUGCCGGCCGAAGCCGCCGCCGCCGCAGCGGUGCAACUGGAGUCACGACGUGCCGCACGGCUCGUACUACGACGACGAGCGCAAGCGAAAGCUGAUGCUCUGGAACGAGGAGGACCGCUUCAGCAGUCAGGAGAGUAUGGGUUACGACGAGGAGGACCGCUGGAGCAGGAGACGGUACGAGAGACGGCGAUGGGAGGAGGACGGCAGAUUCUGGGGCAGGCGCGGUCCGCCGGAUGCCGAUUACCCGAUGCGGGAGCCGUAUUACUAUUACCGCGACAGUCGCGAGAGGUCGCACGACUACCCGUCCUGGGACGAGGAGUACGGGCCGGAGCGCCCGGGCGACGACUCGCCGCGGUACAAUCCGGCCGGCCGGAAGCGGCACUGGCCGAAGCGGCCGAACAGCGCGAACGACGGUCGCAACAGCGACAUGGUGUACGCGGAUCCGCGCAAGUUCGGCGGCGGCGGCGGCGGCACAUCGAGAUCCGAGUGCAGCGACAACGAUUCCGAUCCGUAUCUCCGACCGUCCCAGCGCUCCAGGAGCCGCGAGAGCUACUGGGGCAGCAGCGAUCAGGAGUACGACAGUUGGGCGGAGCGGCCGUAUUGGUCCGAAGGCCCCGACGCGAAGAGCGAGACGAUGCACCGCAAGCGGAUCGCCAGACACAAGACGCGACAGGUGGUGGCGCAGAAGACGCAGAGCCCGUUCGAGGACGAUUUCGCGCAGAGCGUGGAGCACGCGGACCCGUCGCUGUCCGGCUCGGGCGUGGAGUCGCUGGCGCCGGUGGACGCGCGUGUGCGACCAGAAGCGGCCGAUCAGAAGCGAGAGCUGCCUCCCGCGAGUCCUUCGCCGGGCAUCCGUGGCUCCAAGGAUCAUCCCAGGGGCAUUCCGGUGAGAGAAUACGGCAAACGGUCGAGCUACUUCGAGGACGAUCUCACGCCGACGGCGAGCGCGUCCAGCGACGCGUCCGACCGGCCGCGGCUGUCGUCCGAUCUGAAGGCCACGCCGGAGGAGCUGCCGUGCGACGUGAAGGACUCGCAGCAGCCCAUCGACGGCUUCGUCUCCGAGGACAGCGGCCGCGACUCCUUCUUCAACGGCGACCUCAGGUUCGACGACGACGCGUUCGUCUUCAAGUCCGAGCUGGACGAUAACGUGCCGGAUCACCGUGCCACCACGUUGCCGCUGAAGAAUUCGCGGCAGGGCAAGUACGGGCCCGGGAAUAACAAUAACAACAACAAGGCUAGAGGCGAUCAGUACAUCCGGAAGUCGGAGUCGGUGAACAUCUUCGCGCGCGAAAGCGACCCGUUCGACGGUGACGAUUUCUUCAACUGAUUCGCCGCGCAGCGACGAACGGUGGGAGUCGCCAGAAACCCCCCGCGUCGAAUACAGUGACACCAAUGUGGACUAGAUAAUUGGGACUCGAAUGAAAGAGGAACGGUCAGAGAGAGAGAGAGAGAGAGAGAGAGAGAGAGAGAGAGAGAGAGAGAGAGAGAGAGAGAGAAAGAGAAAGAGAGAGAGAGGACAAUUUUUGUUGCGCACUCGGAGAACGUCGGCGGA